Xylona heveae TC161 is the source of this 2337-nucleotide messenger RNA. RefSeq lists its product as hypothetical. The record is from RefSeq and is a predicted model, not a curated record. The coding region runs from base 231 to 2159 and encodes 642 amino acids. The transcript is spliced from 3 exons. NCBI's taxonomy places the organism in Eukaryota, Fungi, Ascomycota, Xylonomycetes, Xylonales, Xylonaceae.
CCAUCACUGUCGAGGCCGAAAUCAAAUAACAUCUGCAAUCAGAAAAUAAAACCUCAGAUUCCUCGUCUCUUGUCACAGAUCAUUAUAUACUUAUUUUGUAUUCAUACGAUAUUCAAUAAAAUCUAAUGCCAUAUCACGUCAACCCCGGUUUGGCGGUCUCAACUUCGCGAACAUGACCUAAUAGCUUACUGGCGUGAAGCUCAACAUAUCAACUCGGUGCUUUUAGGAUCAUGGCCACGGAGCCACGGCUUGCGACUCGUCUCGAGGAUCCUUUGACUCUGAUGAGGGGUAUUCACCCUUCCGGGUCUCUGCAACUACCACCACUUCAAGAUCCACGACCGACGGAUCCUGCGAGCAGACCGCUUCCUCUUGAACCCAGCACAAGCGCUCAUCGAGAUGCCCCGGCGGACGCGACCAGCACUUUGUCGAGUCGAGCGACCGAGAAGACACGUAAAUCCAACGCUGCAAAAGUUCUUUCGAAAGACCUGGUCUCGACGAAACUUGAUGGAGCAACAGGGAAACCAGACGCGUCUGCGGAAUCGGUUUCAAAAUCUCGAGCCUCAAAGGACCGGCCUUUACCCCAACAAGCUCCAGAGAGUCCCCGGAAAAGACGGAGAAUAGAGAAUGUCAAAGCUCCUGGAGAGUUUGUUCAGCUCCCAAACCCUGCCCAAAAGCCUCCACAAUUUACGAAACCGGCCCCUGCGACAUUGAGUGCGCUACAGGAUCCGCCCCCGAAUGCCGCGUUAUUCCCUCCAAUUUCCACAGAGGCCUUUCCCGAAGAGCAAGCUGCCGCAAAAAAGGUACCGGAAUCUCAACCGAAAAAUAACAAGAGCGCGUCGACUAUCAAGGCAGCGAAGAAGCAAUUGACUCGCCCAAGGAAAAAGUGGACCGAGGAGGAGACCGAUGAUCUCCUUCGUGGCGUUGCAUUGUUUGGAAUUGGGUGUUGGAAAAAGAUACUUUCACAUUCGGAGUUUACCUUCAAUAAUAGAAGCUCGAUUGAUUUAAAGGACAGGUUCCGGACAUGCUGUCCAGACGCCUACCGGAAGCAUAUGAACAACACGCCUUCUGACGGCCAGAGCCCAAGCGCUGGAAGAAUUGCGGGAGAUAUCGGUGGCACUUCCGUAAAGCCUUUAGCUAGCAUCCUCACGGAAAAUAUCUUGAUUGCCUCUGAACCAACAUCGAAUCCGUCGCCUUCGUCAUCGAAACCCCGGAAAUCACGUUCGCAUCGUAAAAACCCUGAAGAUCUAGCUCGUCUGGGAAUUGAAGGACCGUUUCGCAAAGCUGCCCGACGAGAACGGCGAGCUUUCCGGCAAGAGGAAGACGAAGACUUACUGAAGGGUUACAAUAAAUACGGACCUAUGUGGAGCCGUAUUCGAAAUGACCCAAGCUUUAACCUGGGAGAAAGACGUGCUACAGAUCUUCGGGAUCGAUUCCGCAACAGAUACCCUGAAAAAUAUGCCGAAGCUGGGUUCAAAUCUCGGCCACGAGCGACUUCUAAGGCCACCCCGGUCAAUCAGAAUAAAGCUCCUCCGCUGUCCACCGAAGCUGAAGCUAUUGCCAAGAAGAAGAUGCUCGAAAGAGAGCAAGAGCGGGAAGAGCGGAAGACCAGUCGGGAGCAAAGCGAGGACGACCGUGAAGAGGAUAGCUCGGCAGAAAAUUACCGCCCUGGAAUUGGUAAUAGUGAAGAUAGUACCGAUGACGCGGAUGAUCCGGAACUCAUGGUUAGCGGCAGUAUGUUUGAUGAUUGGAACGAGAAUACCUUGGCCCCGUUUCAGAGCAGCAGCGAGUCAGACCUUCACAGAUUUUUUGACAACAUUAAUCCUAUACCCUCGAUCACUCGCCAUCCACCUCUGCAGUCAGCUUCGCACUCCGGACCACACCGACUCCCUCUACUGGAAAGUCCAAGGGGAGCCUUUCGUCGCUCCUACCAACACUCUCAUAUCCAAAUUCUUCUGCUCCGAGCUCCAGCCAAGAUGGCAUUUCAAGUUCACACGAACGGCCCCAAUUUACAUUGCCUGGGCCAAGCGAACUCAUCACUCCUUCAGCGCUUGAUUUCGAGCCAACACUGGGUACACUCAACCCCAGUCAACAGCAGCUCACGAAUAACACUCCUUCCUCAUCCAUUACUGGAAUUCAUUUUAAGCCCGCCGACAUCUUGAAACGGGCCCGCCCCCACCAUUCUCUUGCUCCCACAACCUCUUCGUCCACAAAUCCAUCAGCAGACACCACGAGCCCUGCUGUCCCUAAUACUUCUUCCUCCACCGGAAGGCACGGCUUAGCCCAUAUGCCCUCUCUCGCCACCAGCAUGGAGAGUAUAUCAGCAAAUGUGCAAAACAG